CCAGCCCUCCCCUCCCCCUCAGCGCAGCCUGCCAGCUACUCCCAGCUCCCCCAAGGGACUCAUCCACCAGGAGCAGGCACCACUGCACCCUCGGCCCCAUGGAUGAGAGGCGGUCGCCCUCCCCCUGCUCCUCAAGGCCCUCCAGCCCCAGGACCCCACCCAGUGAGAUGUUUGGUCCUGUGGGCAUUGAGGCCGUGCUAGACCAGCUGAGGAUCAAGGCUAUGAAGACUGGGUUUGAGUUCAAUAUCAUGGUAGUAGGGCAGAGUGGGCUAGGCAAGUCCACCAUGGUGAACACACUGUUCAAGUCCAAAGUAUGGCAGUCAACUGAACCCAACCUGGAUGUACCCAUGCCACAAACAUUGGAGCUGCACUCUGUGACCCAUGUCAUUGAGGAGAAGGGAUUGAAGCUGAAGCUGACAGUGACAGACACACCUGGCUUUGGAGACCAGAUCAACAAUGACAAGUGCUGGGACCCUAUCCUGAGCUACAUCAACCAACAGUAUGAGCAGUAUCUACAAGAGGAGCUUCUGAUUACCCGUCAGCGCCACAUCCCCGAUACCCGUGUGCACUGCUGUGUGUACUUUGUGCCACCCACUGGCCACUGCCUACGGCCCCUAGACAUUGAGUUCCUGAGGCGGCUAUGCAGGACUGUGAAUGUGGUGCCGGUGAUCGCCCGGGCUGACAGCCUGACCAUUGAAGAACGAGAUGCCUUCAGGAGCAGGAUCCAGCAAAACCUGAAAACUCACUGCAUCGAUGUGUACCCACAGAAGUGUUUCGACGAGGAUGUCAAUGACAGACUUCUCAACAGUAAGAUUCGGGAGCAGAUCCCUUUUGCUGUGGUCGGGGCUGACCGAGAGCACAUAGUGAAUGGGAGAUGUGUCCUGGGCCGGAAGACCAAAUGGGGCAUCAUAGAAGUGGAAAACAUGGCGCACUGUGAGUUUCUUCUCCUGAGAGAUCUGCUCAUCCGCUCCCAUCUCCAGGACCUGAAGGACAUCACCCACAAUGUACACUACGAGAACUACCGGGUCCUCAGACUCAAUGAGAGCCACGUGCUGCCCCGGGGGCCAGGCUGGGUGAACCUGGCUCCAGCCUCCCCGGGACAGCUGAUGGCCCCUGGACCGGGAAAGGUCCGAAAGCGAGCAAACAAGGAUGCCAAGGACGAAGAGUGCUGAGGGGCCGCGGCCCAAACCUGCUAAGCUCCUCCCCUCCUAGGCAGCCAGCGCCCAACACACACCCUAGAGCAUCUAUGUGAACCUGGACUUGCUUUGUACAAAAAGCUGUGCUUUGACAACUAAAGGGUUUGUA
Mus caroli (Ryukyu mouse) is the source of this 1305-nucleotide messenger RNA. RefSeq names its product septin 12 (gene Septin12). Gene Ontology annotation, molecular function: GTP binding. NCBI's taxonomy places the organism in Eukaryota, Metazoa, Chordata, Mammalia, Rodentia, Muridae. The record is from RefSeq and is a predicted model, not a curated record.